Molecule: messenger RNA, 3129 nt
Organism: Penicillium malachiteum
Lineage: Eukaryota; Fungi; Ascomycota; Eurotiomycetes; Eurotiales; Aspergillaceae
Product: sodium/calcium exchanger protein
Exons: 2
Coding region: 1-3129 (1042 amino acids)
Biological process (GO): intracellular calcium ion homeostasis; transmembrane transport; monoatomic cation transport
Cellular component (GO): membrane
Molecular function (GO): monoatomic cation transmembrane transporter activity
Source: RefSeq, a predicted model, not a curated record
AUGGAGCAAAUUUCAUCUUUUCUGCAGCCUACCGUUCGCAAAGGGCCUCGGUAUUCGGUCCGGCCGUUUUACACUACGCUUGUAGUGUUCACGGCCCUCGUGGUACUGAGCUGGACUGUACGCAGUGUAAUCAUUGGAGAAUCGCCCCGCUCUACACCAAAGAAUGUGUUUCUAUUCAGACGAGAAGAUGAACCCGAGUGCCGCCUAGUUCGCGAGGUCGAAGAUCAGUGUGCCUACGUUCGCACUCACUGCCCAGACCACCAAGAUGGCCUAUUCUCAUAUCUACAGCUUUAUUACUGUGCUCUGCCCGAAGCGAAACCGCUAGCAUUCCUCAUCCUAAUCCUUUGGCUAUCGCUUCUUUUUAGCACCAUUGGCAUAGCAGCCAGCGAUUUCCUGUGUAUCGAUCUGAGCACUCUGGCGAUUAUCUUGGGGUUGAGCGAAAGCCUGACUGGCGUGACCUUUCUCGCGUUUGGUAACGGAAGUCCUGAUGUCUUUUCCACGUUUGCCGCAAUGCGGUCGAAUAGUGGAAGCCUAGCGAUCGGUGAACUUAUCGGAGCGGCCAGUUUCAUCACAUCCGUCGUUGCCGGUUCUAUGGCAUUGGUUCGACCUUUCAAGGUGGCACGGCGUAGUUUUGUCCGAGAUGUGGGUUACUUUAUUGUUGCUGUCAGUUUUAGCAUGUUCUUGUUGGCGGAUGGCAGGCUUCAUGUCUGGGAGUCGGCCGCUAUGGUGGCACUCUACGUUUUCUACGUUGUGAUGGUAGUGACUUGGCAUUGGUAUCUCGUCCGGCGUCGUCAGAGAUACGAAAGAGACCUUGCCGCACGAACCCAUUUUCACAUCCCGGACAAUCAAGAACUGGAGGUUGAGGCACCUGUGGAGGAUGAUGAUCCAGGAGUCGCUGCAGAAUCACGAAGCCUCCUCCGUGGCGCGUCGACUGAUGACUUUGAUCUUUUAGAAAGAGCGGAAGGAGUCCCUGCUUGGAAAGAAGAAGACGACGAAGACGACGAGACUCGCAACCGCUACCUUGCCGAAAUCAGUAACAAUAUGCAUGUUCAUCGACCGCAAAACAGAUCUCGGAGAAAUACCAUGAAUCCCAUUCGUCCGAGUCUCGUCGGAGCGCUUGAAUUCCAAUCUGUACUACAUUCUCUCCAAAGAGCACGGAACACAAACCGCGACCGUACGAUUAGCUUCGUCGGAUACUCAGAAGAUGAGGACAGCUCCCAGCCUUUUGACACACGGUCUAUUGCGUCACACCCUCGAGCUACCAGACCCUCUACGACUGAUGACCGCCUGUCGCCGCUUAGUGCCAAUGGAUCUUCGAGAGUUCGAGCUGUCUCCGCCAAUGAUGCGGAGGGGUUACAACUCGACACCAGUGUGCUAGGGCAGCGUCAAGAUCAGGGACCACGCUUAACAGUGAGGCGGCCUUCCAAUGAGACUAAUGAUCGACCUCAUUUGGAGGCACCUGAGCUGCCCCGCAUAGAUAUCAAUGCCGCAUUGACUGCAUCGCCAUCUUCCUCUGUCCUAUCGUCCUCAAACGCAAGUCCGGUGUUGCCGGAAGGCCCACGAACACCCGAUCUACUUGCUCCUCCGGGCAAUUUUCAAUUCCCCAAUUACCAAGCGAACACUCCACAUGAGAGAUCUCCCGUGUCGGUAUCUCCACGAGGCAGGGGUUCUAGUCCUCAGCCUGGCAUCACACCCGAGAGCCCAUGCGCGCCAUUUCCUGCGUUUAUCGAUGUGACAUCUGCACAGUCAUCUCGACCACCAAGCAUCCGACUUCCCAAUCCUGUGACUAGUCCAUCGGAGCAACUCAUGGUUCAUGACAGUAUUGAUGAUAUACGCAACGAUGACCUUUCAUUCCGGAACCCCUUCAAAAGAUGGUGGCCGUACUCUAUUCUUCCUGCUCCUCAGCAGAUUGCCUGCACGCUGUUCCCAACCCUAGCUGGAUGGAAGUCGAAGGGUAUUGCUGGGCGGCUGUUAGGAAUUGUGGCUGCGCCCAGUGUUUUCCUUCUCACCAUAACUAUCCCAGUUAUCGAGCCUGGGCCUCCGGAAUCCGCUGAGCUAGAUCCAAUACCUGCCGUGGUUAUUGAUGUAGUCGGCGACGGUGACGACAGCCAUGCUCCAAGAGUGCGCCUACCAGCCGAUAGUCCCAUACUGGGACCUAUGUUACAUGACCACCAUGACCAUCAUGCCUCUAUUCCUCAUCUAUCAGUAUCCCAUUCCCAUCGCAAAUCAACUAUCCAAGAUCAGUCCAGUCGACCACGCUGGGACUCUGAGCUUCCUCCACCACCGGUGCCCGCAUCUUCCGGGCCGGCUAGAGAUUGGAAUCGUUGGUUGAUUAUCACCCAGCUUUUCACCGGGCCUUUCUUCUUUGUCCUGAUUGCGUGGACCACUUUAGAUGAAGACCUAGAUCCGAAGAACCUCAUUUUUCCUUCUUUGAUCUCCCUUCUUUUCUCCUUCGUGUUCCUAUCACUUCUUCUUAUCACCACUCGGCGACGACCUUGGCAUCGACGGGUAGCUCGAGGCCAAGACUAUUAUCAGCCUGGUCAGUCGCCUGAUGAUGACCCACCUCUCUCGCUUCCAUCCUCGUGGAGACCGUUCCUCUCCCUCCUCGGAUUCUUUGUUGCGAUAUCCUGGAUUGCUACUAUCGCGACAGAAGUAGUCUCUCUACUGAAAACGCUUGGUGUUAUUCUCGAUAUUUCAGACUCACUUUUAGGGCUGACCGUCUUCGCUGUCGGUAAUUCUCUGGGUGAUCUUGUCGCUGAUAUCACUGUUGCGCGACUGGGGUACCCUGUCAUGGCUCUUAGUGCAUGUUUCGGAGGUCCAAUGCUCAAUAUUCUUCUCGGUAUUGGCCUGGGUGGCAUGUAUAUGACUCUUAAUGGCGGGAGAUCCCGGCAGCGGCAGCGUGAUGAGAUUUUCAGUUCAAGUGCUGCUUCUUCUGAGCAGCAACCUUAUGAGAUUGCUAUCUCCAAGGUACUGGUCAUUAGCGGUGCUACUCUUCUGGUCGUUCUUGUUGGACUUCUGAUUGUGGUCCCGAUGAACAACUGGCGCAUGGAUCGUAAAAUUGGUUGGGGUCUUGUGGCAGUCUGGUGUGUGAGUACUGUGGGGAAUGUUAUUGCGGAGGUUGCAUCGUGA